Molecule: messenger RNA, 1796 nt
Organism: Cuscuta europaea
Lineage: Eukaryota; Viridiplantae; Streptophyta; Magnoliopsida; Solanales; Convolvulaceae
Source: the annotation of a GenBank genome assembly
UCAAAAAAUGAGGACAAUCGGCAGAAUUUUUGGUGGAGUUUUUGCCGUAGUUUUUGUGCAUUUACUGACGGAGUUUUUGUGGAGUUGGCGAGAACCGAGAGAGUUUAAGCAUCAACUUGUUCGUCUUUGAGCAUUGAAAACAGGGAUGGACUUAGUGAGCGAGUAUCAAAUGAUGUUAAACGCAGAAGAGCAUGACAAUGCAGAAGCAUCUGAGAGGGUUUUAGAUGUAAGGCCAAUAACUGAGAUCCCAGUGUUGCGUGCAAAGCCAAAAAGGGAGUUAAAAAAGGUUUCCAAAGGUCAAGAGAAAAAGCAGAAGAUAAAACCAGAUAGAGCAAAGAACAAAGCUUCAAAGAAGCAGAUAUCUAAUGUGGAAGCAACUGAGCAACAUGAGGGUCAGACUGAGCAAAAUGAUAAUGUUGAAGCAGUUCACAACGUUGAUGUGGAAAGGAAUAAUGUGGAAGAUGAUGGUACCAAUCAGCCAGAUCAGAAUGAAGCUGAAGAAGAUGAAAAUGUGGAAGAACAACAUAGCGGUGAUGUUGAAAGCAGUAAGCCAGAUGAGCAUGGUGCAAAAGAAAAUGAGCAAACUAUGACUCAGAAUGAUCAAAAUGAGAAUGUGGAAGCAGCAAAAGAGGAUGGUUUGCAGAAAAAGAAAGUGGAAAGCAAGAAAAGAAAUAGAAAAAAUUCAAAACAAAGUGGAGAGCAAGCAACUUCAAGCAAACAAAAUUUCCGAAGCUCUGGACUAGAAUGUGAGGAUGAGAGACCAAAGAAGAGAAUAACAAGAUCAACCACAGGAGAAAAAACUGAAAACAAGAUAGUUGAAGUUAAGAAAAAGAAGAAAGAAGAUGCUGCAAGAAAGAAAGGAAAAUGUGAAGCAGAGACAUCAAAGGCGGAGAAAAGAAAGUCGAAGAAGAAGAGAGUUGAAGAAGAAGAAAUAGAGGACGAGGAUGAGGAGGAAGAAAAGGAAGAAAAUGAUCAAUUUCCGAAGCUCUGGACUAGAAUGUCUCCAAGAAGUAUAACUGAAAUUAUGACAGCAAUGAGUGAAGAACAAAAGGCAGAGGUGGUGGAGAUGGGGUUUGGUCCAUUACUGAACCUUCAAAUCAAGCAAUUGCCGAUGCAGUUGGCAUAUUGGACUGUUGAGAACUUUGAUAGUAGAAGUUUGUCUCUUGUGCUACCGAACAAUGAGAAAUUGAGGACAAAUGAAGAUGCAGUGCACUUCACAUUGGGGUUUCCAAAAGGAGACUUAAAUGUGAAGAAUUUGAUUGACACCUGAUGGAUAGUCUACCCGGGGGGUAUAUAUCCGAGGGGUUAUUGCUGAGAAUAACUUAGAGAGAAGUCAGAGCAAAAGUAAGUAAGAGAGAGAGUGUAUUCAGUCUGAAUGUCGUGGUUACAAAUGGGGAAAUGGGGGGCUAUUUAUAGUAGCAAUAAAUGCCGGACAGGGACACGUGUCAAGCAUCCAUAGGCCGAGAGGUCACCUCAUCCGGUUGGCGCUGGCAAACGCAUGUGGCCGCAUUUAAUGCGGCUGUUGGAUGGGACGUUGCACAGGGUACGGUGACCUGUACGCGCGUGAAGAGGAGAUCUUGUCGAGUGAGAUGCCUUCGGCUAUAGAGCAGUAGCCGAGGGCUCCUCAAACCGAGGGCACCCUGGUGCUGAGGGCUCCUGAUGCCGAGGGCUACUGUUCUCGCCGUUUUCUCCCAGUUUCUUGGUUUGCUUGAGAAACCCGUUCUGUGAGAGUUUAGAGCCUUCGGCCAGGGGGUCGAAGGCACCCCUGGUGCGCUGUGGGCUGCUUGGUACUCCGG